UUCCCCACCCUUCCUCUACGCCAGAGCGAGGCUGCCCUUCCACCACCGGCUUUCCCAGUAUGCACCGCGGACAGACCAGCAAAAAAUAGUCCGCUAACGAAAGCGCUGAGAAAAGGGAACUAGGAAAGGGGUAGCUCGCUAAGCUAAAUCCGCCGUCUAAACGAUACUGAACGUAGCCAGAGUUGCUAACAUGGCUGACAACGAGAAACUGGACAACCAGCGGCUGAAGAAUUUCAAGAACAAGGGUCGUGAUUUGGAGACUAUGAGAAGACAGAGAACUGAGGUAGUGGUGGAACUCCGCAAGAACAAAAGAGAUGAGCACCUUUUGAAGAGGAGAAAUGUGCCCCAUGAGGACAUUUGUGAGGACUCUGAUGCUGAUGGAGAUUUCAGAUCGCAAAACACCUCCCUUGAAGCAAUAGUACAAAAUGCCACCAGUGAUAACCAGGGCGUCCAGCUGAGUGCUGUUCAAGCUGCCAGGAAGUUGCUCUCUAGUGAUCGUAACCCUCCUAUAGAUGACCUGAUCAAGUCUGGGAUCCUUCCCAUUCUGGUCCACUGCCUGGACAGAGAUGACAACCCGUCUCUUCAGUUUGAGGCAGCCUGGGCUCUGACCAACAUCGCGUCGGGUACCUCAGAGCAAACUCAAGCUGUGGUCCAGUCCAAUGCUGUGCCACUGUUCCUGAGGCUGCUUCACUCUCCUCAUCAGAAUGUGUGUGAACAGGCUGUCUGGGCCCUGGGCAACAUCAUAGGCGACGGCCCUCAGUGCAGAGACUAUGUGAUCAGCCUGGGUGUGGUCAAGCCCUUGCUCUCCUUCAUCAGCCCCUCCAUCCCCAUCACCUUCCUCCGUAAUGUCACUUGGGUUAUGGUUAAUCUCUGCCGCCACAAGGACCCCCCACCACCCAUGGAGACUAUCCAAGAGAUCCUGCCAGCGCUCUGUGUGCUGAUCCACCACACUGAUGUCAGUAUCUUGGUUGACACAGUGUGGGCUCUGUCCUACCUGACGGACGCCGGAAACGAACAGAUACAAAUGGUCAUUGAUUCGGGCAUCGUCCCUCACCUGGUUCCCCUGCUCAGUCACCAGGAGGUCAAAGUUCAGACUGCUGCUCUGAGAGCAGUGGGCAACAUAGUGACUGGUACAGACGAACAGACCCAGGUGGUGCUCAACUGUGACGCCCUCAGCCACUUCCCUUCCCUGCUCACACACCCCAAGGAGAAAAUCAACAAGGAGGCGGUGUGGUUCCUGUCCAACAUCACAGCAGGCAACCAGCAGCAGGUGCAGGCUGUUAUUGACGCCAAGCUAGUGCCCAUGAUCAUCCACCUGCUCGACAAGGGUGACUUUGGCACUCAGAAGGAAGCAGCUUGGGCCAUCAGCAACCUGACAAUAAGUGGGAGGAAAGAUCAGGUGGCACACCUGAUUGAGAAGCAGGUGAUUCCUCCGUUCUGCAACCUGCUGACAGUGAAGGAUGCUCAGGUCGUGCAGGUAGUUCUGGACGGCCUCAGCAACAUCCUGAAGAUGGCUGACGAUGAGGCAGAAACCAUCGCUAACCUCAUUGAGGAGUGUGGGGGUUUGGAGAAGAUUGAGCAGCUGCAGAAUCAUGAAAAUGAAGACAUCUACAAACUGGCAUAUGAAAUAAUUGAUCAGUUCUUCUCAUCUGAUGAUAUUGAUGAAGACACCAGCCUGGUCCCAGAGGCCAUCCAGGGUGGAACUUACGGCUUUAACUCUGCCAACGUGCCAGCCGAGGGAUUCCAGUUCUAGAACGCAUCUGGGGUAUUCUGGAGUUUUGUUCACGAUGCAGCACUCUGUUCAACAUAAAAAAUUAGGAGAGAAAGAGCGAGAGAGAGCGCGAGAGUGUGAGAGAAAUUAGAUCCAUUGUGCUUGGCUCGUGGGAUCCAUGGCUGCAUCUUAUCUGAGAGAAAAAUGUGUGGAUUUCAUUUGGCAUUCCAGGGGAACCAGCCCAAAUGAAGUUUGAGAUGGCGAGUGGGUGCGAGUGAGAGUGAGUGGCUACAUGUUGCAAAAAAGCAAAACAUCUACAUCGAAUGCGUUGAGAGACAUGCCGACAUAACUUCUGUGUUAUUGGAGCUGUCGUCUACUAAAAACUGAAAACUACUUCAAAUGACAACAAAAAAGCUCGAUGUCUGCCCGGGGAGAACCAAGGACAUCCGUCAAAAUCAAGAGAUCUUGAAGUAUCACAACACAACAAAAUACAGCAGUAAUCAACAAUAACGGUAAUUAUGAACUGAGAUGAACCAUAUCACAAUUCUGCGGUCCUCCGAACAGAGAGGGCGCCACCCUCAAUGUGCCCCUCCCCCAAUCGGCCACGCUAUCAGACAUGUGUGUGAAUGGACCCAUUGUGUAUGAAUGUCUGGACUCAGUGCUGAGGAGCCAGGUUCAUCUCCUCCAACAAGAGGCCCCAGCGGGGAGCCUCCCUCUCCCCCUGGUGGGCGGGGCCAGGAGUCCGGCUGCGCGUGUCGCAUGUGCGAGAGAAUGUACGGAUGAGUGGUGUAUGCUUGGCAGCGUGCGUGUCUGGGAGUGUGCAAGACUGGGUGAGAACGCAUGCAGAGAGGAAAAAAACAAAAAAGAAAUACAACAACUGAAGAGGAAAAAUCGAGAAACGCAUUGGCAGGAAAGAAAUUCUGCCUUUUUGAAAGAGGCAGAACCUCAAAUCCCUGAAAGGAGGAACUUUGGAUAUGAGAAAAAAAAAAGUCAUCGUCAUCACAAGGAUUAUUUUUUUGUUUUGAUUUAUUGUUAAGUUAGUAUUAAUUGACACUGGACAGUGCUAUUGGCAGGUGUGGAGCAGCAGUGCAUUGUAAUAAGAUGCAUUUGGUGGCUUUUGGGCUUUUCUUUUUGCCUCCAGUGUGUUCCUUUUACUAUAUUUUUUAUUUUCAGCUUUUAGUUUCAUCGCUUGUGUAAAGGUGAUUGACAACGAUCAUAUUCCACCCUCACACCAGAACCCUAACCUACACACCAGACAUGGGCUUGAUGCUGUGAAAUCCUGACACCAUCAUUACUAUCAACCAAAUGACUUAAAUGUUCCCCUAGAGAGAUUUCAUUAUUUUCCCUUCAAUUACAGCAAAAUCACUGCUUUGCAGUAUUGUUGCCAUAGCUUUGAUUCAUCACAAGGGGAAAUAAGAGCAAUGGCCAUUUCACGUAGGUUUGUGAAUCAUAACCUUUGCAUGUACUAAACUAUAGCACAGUUAUUUUUUAGGGUAUUUUAGUUUCCUUAGGCUAUGGAUAAAGUGUAAUUUUCAUUUUUAAGUAAAACUGUGCUGUUUAAAUGUUACAUGUUUCCCCUUCCCUUACCUCCCUACUAGUUUCCGAGUUGCAGAAAAAUCUGACGUUUUGCACAUGUUCUGCAAGUGAGGCCUGAAGUCUUUCUCAUGGUGUGUUGGUUGGUUUCGUAAGUCUGACCUGCCAGCAGCCUCUAUAAUAUGCAUCAUUCAACCACAAUCUUUGUUUUAUUUCUAGAGUAAUCCAUUGACGCUUUUUAGGAAUACUUGAGAAAAUAAUGUGUUUUUUUUUUUUUUUUUUUUUUUUUUUCCAGGAGCAGCAGUAAUAAAUCUGCUCAUGUAUCUCAGCUAGACUAAGAGGGGGGUUUAACCUUCUUGUCUCAAGAUUAAAGGGUCCCCAUAUGUCAAACUGGAGUCGUCCUUCCUGGUUUCUCCUAAAAAAAAACAAACAAAAAAAA
Messenger RNA from Myripristis murdjan (pinecone soldierfish), 3683 nucleotides. It is a transcript of the gene kpna4, whose product is annotated as karyopherin alpha 4 (importin alpha 3). Gene Ontology annotation, molecular function: nuclear import signal receptor activity; protein binding. The transcript is spliced from 17 exons. NCBI's taxonomy places the organism in Eukaryota, Metazoa, Chordata, Actinopteri, Holocentriformes, Holocentridae. Bases 191 to 1753 code for a protein of 520 amino acids. The record is from RefSeq and is a predicted model, not a curated record. Gene Ontology annotation, cellular component: cytoplasm. Gene Ontology annotation, biological process: protein import into nucleus.